Messenger RNA from Chinchilla lanigera (long-tailed chinchilla), 1107 nucleotides. RefSeq names its product tumor protein D52-like 1 (gene Tpd52l1). NCBI's taxonomy places the organism in Eukaryota, Metazoa, Chordata, Mammalia, Rodentia, Chinchillidae. Gene Ontology annotation, cellular component: cytoplasm. Gene Ontology annotation, biological process: positive regulation of MAP kinase activity; positive regulation of apoptotic signaling pathway. The record is from RefSeq and is a predicted model, not a curated record.
GUUUGCUGGAGACAGAGCUGCUGCAAGGAAGGGAUGAGGAUGCAGUAGCCAGCGCUGACUUCUCCAGCACGCUCUCCGAGGAGGAGAAGGAGGAGUUAAAGGCAGAAUUAGAUCAGCUGGAGGACGAAAUCACAACCCUGCGACAAGUGCUGUCGGUGAAGGAGAGGCGCCUGGUGGAGAUCAGACAGCAACUGGGAAUGAGCCUGAUGAGCGAGUUGAAACAGAACCUCAGCAAGAGCUGGCACGAUGUGCAGACCACAGCCGCCUACAAGAAGACGCAGGAGACCCUGAGCCACGCGGGGCAGAAGGCCACGGCGGCGCUCAGCAACGUGGGCACGGCCCUCAGCAGGAAGCUCGGGGACAUGCGGUCUCACUCCAUCGGCUACUCCAUUCGCCAUUCCAUCAGUAUGCCUGCUAUGAGGAAUUCUCCUACUUUCAAAUCAUUUGAGGAGAGGGUUGAGACGACUGUCACAAGCAUUAAGACGAAAGUAGGCGGGACGAACCAUGGCGGAGGCAAUUUUGAGGAGGUCCUCAGCUCCACAGCCCAGGCCAGCGCGCAGAGCACCUUGGGAGGCCCCCAGCAGGCGGAGGACGAGGGGCUGCAGUGCUAGGUCCUGGCAGCCCGAGGCCAUCCAGAUGCCGGCCACCGCCCAGCCAUCUGUAUCCUCGCAUCUCCAAUACGAAGACCAAAAUCCCACGGGCCAAGACCUAGGGUUUGAUGUUCUUAUUCAAACAGCCUCUCCAGAAAACCUAAUACAAUGAUUUCCACUUUAUUUGUGUUGACGAUGGACCACAUGACCAUCACCUGCAGUAUAUAGAUUGUCAUCUUUUCCAGUGUCCCAAACAGAGCAGUCCAGUUGGUCAUAACCCGUCUGUGUCAUCCAACAUACCUUUCCCCAAAAUGUAGCGAUAAUAUCUGCUUUGGGUUUUGCUCGGCCGCCUUUCCGACGUGCAUGUCCUGCGAGCUGAGUGCUGUCCUUGCAGGUGGAGCUGUACACGGCAUCUCCAGCAAGAGGACAGCAAACUGCAAAUUCCCGCAAGUUGCUUGGGAUCUCCUUCACCUCAAUGAUGUACGUUUACUUAAGCAAUUAAAAUAAUUGAUUUUAA